UGUUCUAAAAAUCAUGGCUCAUCAUUCAAAACCUCACACAACCACAGCCUACAAUACCAACUUCUACAGAUCCAUUCUCGCAUUAACAACUCUCCAUUCAAUAACACCCCGCAAGAAGAGGGAGAAGAAGAAGAAGAAUCAGAAGAGCAAAGCAGAUGGGUGUGGAUUACUACAAGAUUUUGCAGGUGGACAAGAGCUCUAAAGAUGAAGAUUUGAAGAAGGCUUAUAGAAAGCUUGCUAUGAAGUGGCAUCCUGAUAAGAACCCCAACAACAAGAAAGAGGCUGAAGCCAAGUUCAAGCAGAUCUCUGAAGCUUACGAGGUUUUAAGUGAUCCCCAGAAGAGAGCAGUGUAUGAUCAGUAUGGUGAAGAAGGCCUCAAAGGCCAAGUGCCACCUCCAGAUGCUGGGGUUCCUGAUGGAGCCACCUACUUCCAAACGGGAGAUGGGCCAACAAUGUUCAGAUUCAACCCGAGAAAUGCCAACGACAUAUUCGCGGAGUUCUUUGGGUAUUCAAGCCCAUUUGGAGGAAUGGGUGGGACUGGAGGCGGUGGCAUGAGGGGUUCCAGGUUUUCCAGUGGAAUGUUUGGGGAUGAUAUCUUCAGUUCAUUUGGGGAUAGCAGGCCAAUGAGUCAAGGUCCUCGCAAGGCGCCUCCUAUUGAAAAUACACUACCUUGUAGCCUCGAAGAUCUUUACAAGGGAACUACCAAAAAGAUGAAGAUUUCAAGGGAAAUAAUGGAUGCAAGUGGGAAAACUAUACCAGUGGAGGAAAUUCUGACCAUAGAAAUCAAGCCAGGGUGGAAAAAGGGAACAAAAAUCACCUUCCCGGAGAAAGGAAAUGAGCAACCCAAUGUCAUUCCAGCGGAUCUGGUUUUCAUAAUCGAUGAAAAACCGCACAGCAAAUUCACAAGGGAGGGUAAUGACCUGGUUGUGACACAGAAGAUAACGCUAGCGGAAGCACUGACAGGCUAUACCGUCCAUCUCACAACACUAGACGGGAGGAGCCUCAGCAUUCCCAUCAACAAUCCCAUUCACCCCAAUUAUGAGGAAGUUGUUCCAAAGGAAGGCAUGCCCAUACCAAAAGAACCCUCGAAGAGGGGCAACCUAAGAAUCAAGUUCAACAUCAAGUUUCCAACAAGGUUAACUGCAGAGCAGAAGUCCGGAAUCAAGAAACUAUUGGGUUCUUAAAUCGGAUUAUGGCUAAUGAUGUGCGACUGUAUGAUUUAAAAGAGCUACUGGAUAUUUGUCUUUUUUUUUUUUUUUUUGAAAUAGUGUGCAUGGCCAGACGUACCCAAUGCAUUUGUAACUCAAAUGAAUAAAAUUUGGAGUAAAAGACAAUAGUGAGUAAAAUUUCAGUUUUGAAUUGCUAGAAUAGUGAUUGUAGCGUUAUAGUUGAAUGGAAGAUCAGAAGAUUUUCGUA
Molecule: messenger RNA, 1416 nt
Organism: Vitis riparia (riverbank grape)
Lineage: Eukaryota; Viridiplantae; Streptophyta; Magnoliopsida; Vitales; Vitaceae
Product: dnaJ homolog subfamily B member 13-like
Exons: 3
Coding region: 156-1184 (342 amino acids)
Cellular component (GO): cytosol
Molecular function (GO): protein-folding chaperone binding
Source: RefSeq, a predicted model, not a curated record